Messenger RNA from Pantherophis guttatus, 3918 nucleotides. The record is from RefSeq and is a predicted model, not a curated record. NCBI's taxonomy places the organism in Eukaryota, Metazoa, Chordata, Lepidosauria, Squamata, Colubridae.
CAGAAGUGGAAAAGAUAGGUAGAGGUGGAGAAGGCAGGUUUGUGUGUGUGUGUUGCCUAGUCCUCAUCCAGGUUCAGUUUUUUGAGUUUGAGGAGUGGGAGAUCCCUUCCUGAGACCCCCUGUUUCCCUCCCUCCUAACCCCGCUUUCCCAUGAUUAUAAGAGGCAUGGCCAAAAGCUUCCCAGUCAAGGACCCCCUUCCUGCCCCCCCCCCCAUUUCUCUGCUCUUUGCAUGAGCACCUUCCGUGCACAGAAAAUCCACCAGGGGGGGCACUUCAGCUUUGGACCUUACAAAUGGGGAAGCCAGUGAGUCAUUUUGCCUUUCCAGGAUACUGGACUCUCUCUCACUUUAACCCUUUGAGAUCUGCAGGAAUUUGAAAGGCGGAAACAAAAUCCAGAGGUGGAGACGGAACUCAAGCCAUGUGAUCCUGUCCACCAUUAAACCAUCUUUCCAAGCAGUCUCCAUGUUUCCAAUGUCUGUUUCCCCACUUGGAGUAGAACCCAGAGGAUAUUUCUUCCAACAGAUAUUUCUUCCAAGAAAUGAAAAAGCAUUUGGAGGUACACAACUUUCCUUCCACUAAUUUAGAAUUGCAUUAUAGGACAGAGAAAGAAUGGCAAGCCGUCCUUUAGCAAGUGGGGGAAGUGGAAUAGGCCCUUCCGGUGCUCAGUCUGGAAUCCACGGGGAGAGCUGGACAAGAACUGGGCAGAAGAUGCUGGAAGAAGGAACCAUCGUUUCACAAGUUCACGCCUGGAACUUCAGGAGCGUCCAAUAUCGGGAGGAUGAGGGUCCCCGAGGACUUUGCAGCCGACUCCAUUCCUUUUGUAGCCGAUGGUUGAAACCAGAAAAGUACACAAAAGCGCAGGUGCUGGACCUGGUGGUUCUGGAGCAGUUCCUGGCCCUUCUGCCCCUGCAGAUGGAGAGCUGGGUGCGGGAGUGUGGAGCAGAGACCAGCUCCCAGGCGGUGGCCCUGGUGGAAGGCUUCCUCCUGAGCCAGGCGGAGGAGAAGAAGGAGCAGGUUGAGUUGCAGCCCUUCGCAAUGGAGAUCAGAGAUCCUGAGAGAAAGAGGCAUCCAUCAAAUCUCCCUGAAGAACUGUCUUUCAGGGGGAUCCCUCCAGGAGAUCCAAUUCAGGACACCUCAGGAGGGAAGAAUAGAAGGAAGUUGACUCUUUGUUUUGGGGGAUUGGAAAGGAGGAUUGAACCUCCAACUCAGGAGAGUCUUGUGUCCUUUGAGGAGGUGGCUGUGUUUUUCUCCGAGGAGGAAUGGUCUCAGCUGGAUCCUCACCAAAGAGCUCUGCAUUGGGAAGUCAUGCUGGAGAAUUAUAAGAACGUGGUCUCUCUUGGUGAGAAUGACAAUAAAGACUCUGGAGAACCAAUCGAAGUCUUUAGACAAGGAGACGUAAUGGAGAAACCUGCAAUUCAAACAGAAUUCCAAAGGCAGGAGAGAAACCUGUCAAAUAACUGGAAUAAGGAAAGCUCAUCUUCAAUUGUUGCUCAGAUGCAGGACUUUAUUGAUGAACGAGGAAAACUAAAGAAGAAAUAUACUGGGAAAGGUGUAAGACUCUAUGAAGACACAUUAGAUGUAAAUGGACUCUGUCCAUCUCAAGCCAAAGGACCAGCCAAUAUAUGCAAAGACGAAGGAAAAAAUUACAGUUGGAUAUUCCCACUUUCUCAAGUAAAUGGGUCUCUUGAAUCACAGAAAAAUUUCCACAUUGGAGAGAAGUCAAAUAUAAGUAAUGAACAUGGAAACAAGAUUGUUAAUAAAAGGACAUGCAUGAGGGAGAAGCCAUAUAAAUGCAUGGAGUGUGGAAAGGACUUUAGCCAAAAGAAUAUCCUUAUUACCCAUCAAAGGAUCCACACGGGGGAGAAGCCAUAUAAAUGCAUGGAGUGUGGAAAGGGCUUCAAUGCAAGCAGUUACCUUACAACCCAUCAAAGGAUCCACACAGGGGAGAAGCCCUUUAAAUGCAUGGAGUGUGGAAAGGGCUUCAGAAUAAGCAACGAAUUUACAAUCCAUCAAAUGAUCCAUACAGGGAAGAGGCCAUAUAAAUGCAUGGAGUGUGAAAAAGAAUUCAAAACAAGCAGUCAUCUUACAACCCAUCAAAGGAUCCACACAGGGGAGAAGCCAUAUAAAUGCAUGGAGUGUGAAAAAGAAUUCAAAACAAGCAGUCAUCUUACAAUCCAUCAAAGGAUCCACACAGGGGAGAAGCCCUUUAAAUGCAUGGAGUGUGGAAAGGACUUCAGAAUAAGCUAUGAUCUUACCUGCCAUCAAAUGAUCCACACCGGAGAGAAGCCAUAUAAAUGCAUGGAGUGUGGAAAGGGCUUCAGAAGAAACAGUCAUCUUAAAUGCCAUCAAAGGCUCCACACAGGGGAGAAGCCAUAUAAAUGCAUGGAGUGUGGAAAGGGCUUCAAUGCAAGCAGUUACCUUACAACCCAUCAAAGGAUCCACACAGGGGAGAAGCCCUUUAAAUGCAUGGAGUGUGGAAAGGGCUUCAGAAUAAGCAACGAACUUACAAUCCAUCAAAUGAUCCAUACAGGGAAGAGGCCAUAUAAAUGCAUGGAGUGUGAAAAAGAAUUCAAAACAAGCAGUCAUCUUACAACCCAUCAAAGGAUCCACACAGGGGAGAAGCCCUUUAAAUGCAUGGAGUGUGGAAAGGGCUUCAGAAUAAGCAACGAACUUACAAUCCAUCAAAUGAUCCAUACAGGGAAGAGGCCAUAUAAAUGCAUGGAGUGUGAAAAAGAAUUCAAAACAAGCAGUCAUCUUACAACCCAUCAAAGGAUCCACACAGGGGAGAAGCCCUUUAAAUGCAUGGAGUGUGGAAAGGACUUCAGAAUAAGCUAUGAUCUUACCUGCCAUCAAAUGAUCCACACCGGAGAGAAGCCAUAUAAAUGCAUGGAGUGUGGAAAGGGUUUCAGUACAAGCAGUUACCUUACAACCCAUCAAAGGAUCCAUACAAGGGAGAAGCCGUAUAAAUGCAUGGAAUGUGGAAUGGGCUUCAAUACAUCCUAUGGUCUUAUUUCCCAUAACAGGAUUCAUAGACUGGAGAAUCCCCAAAGCAAAGAUACAUUUGGGUGAGAAUGUAUGCUAACUAUUGAUUUAAUGGGUUCCAUGUAUGGAUUUCCAGUUUACAGACUGAACUCUGAAAAGGGUUUUUGAAUGUAUCUGUAUAUAUAGUAUAUAGCAGUGUCAAAUUGGUGGCUCACGGGCUGGUCACAUCACAUGCAGGAGACGCCCAUCCCCCAGCUCCGCGAAUAGGGAAUGCAAUGCGUCACAUAAUGGCAUAGUCACACGAGGAGUUUGAAACCCAUGGUGAAUAGUUUCAUUUCAUUUUAUUGUUUAGAAAUGAGCUUCCUGUUCCCCAACUGUCAUCAUUCCCCCAGUUAGUCAUAGCUCUCAGAGGGAUGCGAAGACGUCUAAGCCCAAAAGGAAAAUAUCAAAAAAAUAAUCAAAUUGCACCCAUGGUAUAGAACUGGGAUCCCCAAAAAUAAUUAUAUUUGCAUCCUCAGUGUAGAACUGAGACCUGAGUCAGCCGGUAUCUAUACAGAAACAUUGAACAUUAUACAGUCAAAGGCCUCAUGAUAUGAGGGAAUUGUCACAUGGAGAUCAAUGAACAGCUUGUGGGAAGAGCUAAAAGGAUGAAAAUUCCUCUCUCACAAAAGGAGCCAGAAGCGCCCCAAGUGCUUGUGCAAUUUUCUUUUCAAGCAUUAUGGCCAUAUUUUGCUCUUCUGUAGUAUGGUGAGGGCUACUAAGUCCACAUUUGGAUUAAAUAAAAUAAAUAUCAAUGGUGUGGUUUCGUUCUAGUCAUGUGUUAUACUCAUCUAUUAAACUCUUAGUUGCUUUAAAAAUGUAUAACACAUGUUGGUGUGAAGCUCAAUUGCCAGUAAUAGUUCUGGAUCAAGCUGAACAAUAAAGAGAACGAAAAGA